This is a messenger RNA of Salvia miltiorrhiza (redroot sage), 1882 nucleotides long. RefSeq names its product protein DETOXIFICATION 24-like. Gene Ontology annotation, cellular component: membrane. NCBI's taxonomy places the organism in Eukaryota, Viridiplantae, Streptophyta, Magnoliopsida, Lamiales, Lamiaceae. Gene Ontology annotation, biological process: xenobiotic detoxification by transmembrane export across the plasma membrane. The transcript has 8 exons. Gene Ontology annotation, molecular function: antiporter activity; xenobiotic transmembrane transporter activity. The coding region runs from base 233 to 1684 and encodes 483 amino acids. The record is from RefSeq and is a predicted model, not a curated record.
UCAUAAUUUACUAAACUGAACUUUCACAUGGAGCAUUAAUUAGAAGCUUUAGUGUUUGUGAACGCAAUUCCAUGAAAUUUAUACUAAACUAAGCUUUCACAUGGAGCCUCCAAUUAUUUUUCGAAUUUUGCUAAAAAUUUAUUGUAUGUAGUUUUAUCUAAGACGAGAUACAGGCGUGCUUGUUGCAUUUGUGAUUACUCAGUGAAAUAGACCCGUUUUUACAGCAAGAAGAAUGAUUGAUGAUCGCAGAGGCAGCAUGGAUCAUAACAGCAUUGAAGUGAGCCUCCUCACUCCUAAAGCAGAGGAAAAAGCAGGUGAUUUGAAAACAAGAAUCUGCGAAGAAUCAAAGAAAAUAUGGAGGGUUGCGACGCCAAGUGUGAUCGCAAAAGUGAGCUCAUUCGGCACCCUCGUCGUCACACAGUCCUUCGUGGGCCACAUCAGCGCGGUCGAUCUCGCCGGCUACGCUCUUGUCCAAACGCUAAGCGUGCGAUUCGUCAACGGCAUACUGAUUGGGAUGUCGAGCGCGACGCAGACUCUCUGUGGGCAGGCAUUUGGGGCCAAGCAGUAUGAGAUGAUGGGAAUCCACCUGCAACGCUCCUGGCUCAUUGAUCUCAUCACUCUAACUCUUCUCAUCCCCGUUUUCUUAUUCGGGGCGUCCAUCUUCAAGCUGCUCGGACAAGAGCAAGGAAUCGUGGAAUCUGCUGCUUAUAUCUCUCUGUGGUUCAUCCCUUUCGUCUAUGCACUCGUCUUUAGUCUUACCAUACAGAUGUAUUUGCAAGCGCAGCAGAAGAAUAUGAUCAUCGCGUGGCUCUCGGCUCUGCAGUUUGCGAUCCACAUUGUGUGCUCUUGGCUGUUUGUGUAUGUUGCGGAUUUUGGAGUGGCGGGGGCCAUGGCGGCGUUGUGCAUAUCUUCGUGGUUUGUUGUUUUGGGGGAAUUUGUGUAUGUUUUUGGAGGUUGGUGUCCGGAGGCGUGGAGAGGAUUUAGUGUGGCUGCUGUGAAGGAUUUAUGGCCACUUGUGAAGCUCUCACUAUCAUCUGGUGUAAUGAUAUGUCUGGAGCUGUGGUACUACGCGAUUCUGGUGUUGCUUGCUGGCUACAUGAAAGAUGCACAAGUUGCAAUAAAUGCCUUCUCCAUUAGCCUCAAUGUAGUUUCUUGGAUGGUGAUGAUCAUUUUUGGCAUUAUGGGCGGUGCAUGCGUUCGCGUUGCAAAUGAGCUGGGGAGAGGAGAUGCCGGAGCUGUGAGAUUCUCCAUCAAAGUGGUAGUGGGCAGCUCAGCUUCAAUAGGGUUGUUCUUCUGGAUCAUCUGCUUCUUCUUCAGCGCCAAUAUCGGGUAUCUCUUCACGGAUGAUGAGGCUGUCAUACACACAAUCUCCCAGCUUUCAACUCUUCUUGCAUUCACAGCCUUGCUUGCUAGCAUUUACCCGAUCCUCUCGGGUGUGGCUGUGGGAUCAGGUCUGCAGACGAAGGUGGCAGUCAUCAAUUUGGUUUGCUUCUACGCGAUUGGAUUGCCGAUUGGAGUUGUUCUUGGAUAUGUGCUUCAUCUUCAAGUAGAGGGGAUGUGGCUGGGGCUGACCUUUGGAGCUUUAAGUGAGACUUGUGCAAUGAGCUUCUUGGUUUGGAGGACAGAUUGGGAUAACGAGGUAUUGAAGGCUUCAGGACGUGUAAAGAGAUGGAGCUUGGAAUAGUUUGAUGAGUUAUUCAAGAACAUGUGCUGUGUUUGUAUCUUCAAAGUGUGGAAUUGUAUGAAAUCAGUGUGUAUUUUUUUGAAUAAUCUUUGCCAUAUCAGUAAAUACCACGUGCAACGUAACGUCAGUUAUGAGUUCUAUUAAAAUGAUUUGUAGUUGCUGCUCAUCGACAAGAUUUAUAGAUUGUUCUAAUUAGGA